CGACCACCACGACCCCUACCUCGUUCUACCACAUUCAAUCAAACUGUGGUCUGCCGGGCCUCUCACUUUACGCUAUGGAGCAGGCUGCACCCAAUGGAGUGCAUACUCGUCUGACGGCCGAUUUUCCUGAGCUCGCAAACCUCUCACGAGAGGAUCUGGAAGAUCUCCUAGCGGAUCCGGCGUACUUCCAGGCUAUAUUCCACAGCUUGCCGCAAGUGAAACUGCUCUACCAGGGUCAAGCCGACCUAGGGUCCGCAAAUGAGACGAUCGCGAAGAACAACCUUGCGUAUCAGGAAGAUCUGUACAGGUUGCGGAGCGAAACACAGGAGGCCUUCGAUUCAGCCAAGAGUCUCGAGGCUCGGUGGAAGGAGCUGGAGAAGGAGCAACGCGAGGCUUACCAGCGCUACGAUCCACAAUUCCUGCUCAUGCGGCUACGGCAUGCGACCAUCGCGCAGGACGACUUGUCGGAGGCACGCGCGAACGCAUUCGUGCAAGGAUCUGCAUCGGACCCGGACCCCGUCCCGCUCACCGGCAAGGACAUCGACGACUUCGUGAAGGAGUUCCGCGAGCUCCGGAAGACAUAUCACAAGCGGGUGAUGUGGGGAGAGCGGUGGGCUGCGGGCGACGUUGCCUGGCGGAACGAUUGAUCGGAGGCGGGGAAACGAUAUGCAUACGCGCACGUUGGACUUUCUUUGACUGGACGCUUGCUUACGAAUUUGUUGUAGCAUAGAGUGUAGUAUGUGGGAUACCCCACUUAUACCCC
Messenger RNA from Trametes versicolor FP-101664 SS1, 763 nucleotides. RefSeq lists its product as uncharacterized. The record is from RefSeq and is a predicted model, not a curated record. The transcript is spliced from 4 exons. NCBI's taxonomy places the organism in Eukaryota, Fungi, Basidiomycota, Agaricomycetes, Polyporales, Polyporaceae. Gene Ontology annotation, biological process: protein targeting to vacuole; ubiquitin-dependent protein catabolic process via the multivesicular body sorting pathway; protein targeting to membrane. Gene Ontology annotation, cellular component: ESCRT I complex. The coding region runs from base 75 to 647 and encodes 190 amino acids.